AUGACACGCGAGGAGAAUGAGGUGAAGCUUCUGCGGUUGGCGUGUGAGGAGUGCUGUCCAGUGUCAGUGAAGAAGACAGACCUUCUUGCAAAGCCGAAUCUGAUAUGCGUCGGAACUGAACACGUGGCGCUGUCGCCUCUUGAUAUCGAUGCACAAGCGACUAAGAUUGAGCGAGGCAAGCUCCUAUGCAAUGCGUGCGGCACUGCAGUGGGCUAUACGACUGCAUCCGCCCCACGCAGAGGUCAUGCUUUCGAUGGGGAACAUCGGAACUGCAACCACGAACAGGACCAAGCCCAAUCACAAACGACGCGACAGCAUGGACACUGCUGCGAACCAAGCGAACCGGAAGCAAAUGACGAAGUGGCAGAGUUCUGUUUCAUGAAAUACAGAUCGACGGUGAAAGGCUACAGCGCCGAUACAGUAGCGUCAGACAUCUUCUGGCGCCAUACGCAAGUAUCGUUGAUAGCGGCCAGCAUUGAACGUGUCUGCAAGAAAGACGGUAUCCAUAGAUUUCUGGUGGAGGCGCACGACGAGGGCAGUAGCAAUACAGACAACACAGGGGGUCCCUUUGCGGGUCAGCGGGCUAACACCGCCGCCAACGUCGAGCUGGUCGUUGUUGUCAGAGAGUUUUUCCCUAUCUUCAUUCCGAGUAAAGCUCAACAGGUGGAUGCCGACGGAUCAACAAAGCUCAGAAGCCGACCGGCGCAAUUGCAGUGUCGGGCUAUGAAGGCGUUGGGGCGUUCUUAUGAAGCUGGACUAAUAUCAGGACACUUUGUUUGGCUGAACUAUCUGCCCCGUCGAUCCGGUCUGCUCUUGUCACGCGAAGCGAGUGGAAACUUGCUCAACGUGCCCCGGGCUUCGAACCAAUUUUUGAGCGGUCCGAUCCGGCACCCGGCAGGCGGCCUCCCUCCUCAUUUGCACGGUACGAGGUGCCGCCCCCGGAUGGGGCCAAACUAG
This is a messenger RNA of Besnoitia besnoiti, 957 nucleotides long. RefSeq lists its product as uncharacterized. NCBI's taxonomy places the organism in Eukaryota, Apicomplexa, Conoidasida, Eucoccidiorida, Sarcocystidae. The transcript has 5 exons. Bases 1 to 957 code for a protein of 318 amino acids. The record is from RefSeq and is a predicted model, not a curated record.